GGGGCGGCGGGCGGCACCUCUCCUCGGCGGGCGGCACCUCGCCCCCCGCAGCUGCCUCUCGCCCCGUCCCGCUCCAGAGCCUAGCCCGGCAGCAGCAUGGACCUGGAAAAGAAAGUGAAGAAGAUGGGCUUGGGCCAUGAGCAAGGACUUGGUGCCCGCUGCUUAAAGUGCAAGGAUAAAUGUGAAGGAUUUGAGCUUCAUUUCUGGAGAAAAAUAUGCCGCAACUGCAAGUGUGGCCUGGAAGAGCAUGAUAUCCCCACAAGCAACGAGGAAGAUCGGAAAGUGGGGAAACUCUUUGAAGAUACAAAAUACACAACCCUCAUUGCAAAGCUAAAGAAUGAUGGCAUUCCUAUGUAUAAACGCAACGUAAUGAUACUGACUAACCCAGUGCCGGCCAAGAAGAACAUAUCCAUCAAUACUGUCACAUAUGAGUGGGCUCCUCCUGUUCAGAAUCAGACACUUGCUAGACAGUAUAUGCAGAUGCUACCAAAGGAGAAGCAGCCUGUUGCUGGCUCGGAAGGCGCACAGUACAGGAAGAAGCAGUUGGCUAAGCAGCUGCCUGCUCAUGAUCAGGAUCCUUCAAAAUGCCACGAGCUCUCCCCCAGCGAAGUUAAGCAGAUGGAACAAUUUGUCAAGAAGUACAAAAAUGAAGCGCUUGGUGUAGGAGAUGUCAAGUUCCCUGGUGAGCUGGAAACAAGAGCUGCUGACAAGAAUAAUGUGAGCAAUGGUGACAGAGGCACCUCAGCUACUGUAGGAGUGAUGGAGAAAAAGUCCCCAGAUCAGAAGGCAUCUCAGUAUUCAUGCUAUCGCUGCAAGCUGAAUAUGGAAGAAGGUGACCCAGCUGUCUACGCAGAACAUGCUGGAUAUGACAAAUUGUGGCACCCAGCUUGUUUUGUCUGUUGCAUCUGCAGUGAACUUCUAGUAGACAUGAUCUAUUUCUGGAAGAAUGGUAACCUGUACUGUGGUAGACAUUAUUGUGAUAGUGAAAAGCCCCGCUGUGCUGGAUGCGAUGAGCUAAUAUUCAGCAAUGAAUAUACUCAAGCAGAAGGUCAAAACUGGCAUCUGAAACACUUCUGCUGUUUUGACUGUGAUUGCAUUUUGGCUGGGGAAAUAUAUGUCAUGGUGAAUGACAAUCCAGUCUGCAAACCCUGCUAUGUGAAGAACCACGCUGCGAUUUGCCAAGGCUGCCAUAAUGCUAUAGAUCCAGAAGUUCAGCGUGUGGCAUACAACAACUUCAACUGGCAUGCUACACAGGAAUGCUUCUUGUGUUCCUGUUGCAGCAAGUGUCUAAUUGGCCAGAAGUUCAUGCCAGUGGAAGGGAUGGUCUUUUGCUCAGUGGAAUGUAAGAAAAAGAUGAUGUCUUAAGAGAAGAUGUGCACAGAACCAAGCAUUGCUGCGUUCCAAAGGCUCUUGCAUUCCUACUGUAAAAUAUAUCUUACCGGGGCAUUUAAAGUUGUUGAAAGUAUUAAGUAGCAUUUUUCCAAAGAUUUUUUUUUUAUUAUUACUAAAACUUGCUUUGUAAUCUUCAUUUCUUAGCUGUAGUAAUACUAUCUCUUUUCAAAUAUUGUUCCUGCAUCUUACGUCAAAUGACUUUGUAUCCCAGAAAUGUAAGAAAAAAAUGUAUUAUGAAUCAUAUACACUUUAAGGGCGCUCUUCACAAUGAAGGAUCUUUUUUGCUGUAUCUUGUCUAAUGGAAGAAGAAAAUGUGAAAAUGCUCAAUUUUUUUUUAUUAUUAUAAAUGUAACUCUCCCACUUUUGUUUUCACUAAUUUAUCAUUUUUAUGGUUCCCCUGCUUUCAUCAAGCACUUUAUACAACACGAUCAGCUUUACCUCUGCAUACCAUUUUGUUCACUAAACCUCAAGUAUGCAGGGAGAAUCAAGCUCAAAAACAUACAUUGCCUGUUAAUCAUUUGCUUGUUGUUGACAGUUGGGUUCUUGAGGAUAGUGACUACUCUCACAUCUAGUUUGCAAAGUACCUCUGCAAUUGUGGCUCAUUUUUCUCUUUCUAGUCACUGUUCAUGCCUGGAGAAGUUUUCAUUUUAUGAAUGCUGAAGUUACUUUACAGAUUUUUUUAAUAUUUUUUUUUCCUGGGGGUGGAGUGGGGAGGGAGAAAAUGUAAGAGGAGGUCUUGCACAGAUCUAGUGGGUGUCUUGUCCUUUCAGAACUGGCUUCUUUUUUAUCAUGAAUGUUCUUUUCAUAAAUUGUGCCUUCUAUUGGAGGGAUGUGGCACACAAUACCAUAUGCAUUUUCAAGAAUGCAAUUCUGCAGAAGGAUUGUACUUAGGCUUUUGAGUUUUAAGUUUUUAGCCAAAGGACAAAGAAGUCUUUUCCCAAAGAUUUCCAAUAUUUGAGUGGAAAAAAAUCACAGUUGUGUAUUAGAUUUGCUUACUAGAUAAACCAAAUGUGUACUUCUCUUUCUUAAGAAUUACAGAUCUACAAUGACACUUGUUAGCUAUAUUUGUGCUAAACGUAAGCAUCAGAAAAAACUUCUUUACUGUGAGAGUGACAGAGCCCUGGAACAGGCUGCCCAGAGAGUCUGUGGAGUCUCCUUUGCUGGAGACAUUCAACACCCACCUGGACACGUUCCUGUGUGAUGUGCUCUAGGUGACCCUGCUCUGGCAGGCGGGUUGGACUGGAUGAUCUUUCAAGGUCCUUUCCAACCCCUAAGAUUCUGUGAUUCUGUAAACAGUGAAUGAAGAGUCUUUGGCCUAAAAAAGCAACAAAUAAAAUAAUUUUUUAAAAAUC
Messenger RNA from Apus apus (common swift), 2744 nucleotides. It is a transcript of the gene TES, whose product is annotated as testin LIM domain protein. The coding region runs from base 97 to 1365 and encodes 422 amino acids. The record is from RefSeq and is a predicted model, not a curated record. The transcript has 7 exons. Lineage: Eukaryota; Metazoa; Chordata; Aves; Apodiformes; Apodidae. Gene Ontology annotation, molecular function: zinc ion binding.